UCUCUCGGACUACAAGCGAAACGCCGCAUCUGUAUUACAACUGCUUCGUAAUAAAGCCGCCAACUACGGCAGAAUUUGAAAAGAAAGAAACGAAAAAAUUAACAUCACUCGAACGACACAUGAAUAGAUGAAGUCGAAAGAGAGGGGGAAAAAAAAGGGAUAAAAUAGUCGCGUUCGGGUUUCCCAUGUUAUUUCGAUCGGUGUGCGCUACACGCUGCGACCGCGUUCGCAAACAAGGGGACGAAAAAAUUCGAAAAAACAAAAAGAAGAAACAUAUAAUUAGGUAAGAUCCGCAAAGGGUAACGAAGGUGAAAAAUUUUCGUGCUGUACGCAUACCCCGGCUACGAUAUUUCGCGCGUAACGUUUGUGUGAAAAAAUAAAAAUUUCGAUGUUAUUCGAGUUAUUUUCGAAAGGCAACCGCGCGCGCGGUAGCCGAUUAAUCCGACGCACAUGUACGCGCUGGUGUUCAAUAACUUCAUGUAUACCUGUAUAUCGUAAACUGUUUUUUUCCAGCGGGAUAAUUAAAAACGAUCAUCGAGGGUCAAGGUUUGAAUGAUUCGUCGUCUGUGUGCUACCGGUAGGUGGAUACGUCCGCAGUUUUUUUUUUUUAUUUUUUAUUUUUUUUUUUUUUUUUCAUAAAACACGCCGCAUCGUAACGCUGAAAACCGCAUGGAAACGCGCGCAUGCAGCCGCGUUGCAGCCGAUACGCGGCUGCUAGGCAGACGAUGACUCGUGGUUUCGCCAAGCGGGUGACAAACGUUGCGAAAAAUGAAAAAUCCGAUGAUCGGGUACACGAAUGGUCGUUGAAUACACGCGAACGCAGUUGAAGAUAAUCGAAAUGAAUUUGUACAUCGGUAACCACGCUUAAAAAUUAGUCGUUCGAACGAACGACCUUCGCGCAUCUCUCAGUUGGAAGAGACCGACGAAUUUCGUCGUUGGAACGAAUCGGUUUCGGAAAAUAUCGAGGGAACGAAAAACGCCCUGCCAAAAAUAACGCCGAUUCCAGAGUAACGGGUUUCCGGAACCGAUAGAUCGAAAGAAGAUAACGAUACACGUGAACGUACGUCGUAGAUGGAUAUGUACGAGCUCAGGUAUAUAAUAUUAGAAUUUCUAUGACCUCGUCUCACAGGUGGAUUGAUGCAGGAAAUCAAGAAGAAGUAUAACCAUACGAUGUAUGCGCAAGGACACCGCUGUCAGUUGCUGACUGUAUUGUUCGCUGGAUCGGCGAUCGCCGUUUUACCUCCUUACAUCGUGGCGUGCAAAAAAAAUGAGCCAAAGUUCAACGAGUGUAUCUUCAAUACCAUCGAAGGCCUCAGGGAAAAACUUAUACCUGGAAUACCGGAAUUAGAGGUGCCCCCCUUGGAACCGUUCGAACUGAAGAACAUCCGGUUGUUGCGAGGUCCCGUGGGAGCUAGACUGGACGUCAAUUUGACGAACAUAGAGGUCAAGGGUCCUUCUUCGUUCAAAGUUCAUAAUCUGAAGUCGAAUUUGAAGGACAACACGUUCACCUUCAAACUCACGUUCGACGAGCUUAGUUUCAAGGGAAAAUAUCAGAUGGACGCCACCGUGCUGCUCUUGAGAUUAUCCGGGAAGGGAGAUAUCAGUGGAAAUUUCACCGGUUAUUCGUCGGACGUAAUCCUGCGGGGGGAAAAGGUUCUCAGGGAGGGAGUCGAGUAUUUGAACUUCGAGAGGAUGAAACUCAACAUAAAGAUCGGGGUGGCAAAGGUUCACCUGACAGAUUUAUUCGGCGGAGAUCCCGUACUCGGUACCGCUACCAACGAAGUUCUCAAUGCGAACAGUGCACUGUUUUUGGAGGAGAUAAAACCGGUAUUGGAAUCAUCGCUGGCCGAUCUCUUCACCGAAAUUGCCAACAAGAUCACGCGCUCGUUCACGUACAAAGAACUUUUUCCAGACAAAUGAUCCGGCUAGCCGAUGUAGUAGCGAGCGAGAUGUGAAAACCGUAUCAGGAUUACGACUUCGGUUGCCCACCGAAAACCGAUCAACGAUCGAUUAUCCAUUGAUCCUUGACCGCCCCCUCAUCUUAUAACUGUUAUCGAAUAUUUUAACGAAGAAAUAUAUUUUGUAAUAAUUUUUA
Athalia rosae (coleseed sawfly) is the source of this 2095-nucleotide messenger RNA. RefSeq names its product circadian clock-controlled protein daywake-like. Bases 1138 to 1920 code for a protein of 260 amino acids. Lineage: Eukaryota; Metazoa; Arthropoda; Insecta; Hymenoptera; Athaliidae. The transcript is spliced from 6 exons. The record is from RefSeq and is a predicted model, not a curated record.